AUGACAAGUAGAAGUAUUGAGGAGUCCAUGGGGGCUGUUCAUAUGGGGUUAGUCAGAACACUUAAAGGAUUCCAAAGCAAGAUUUUACCACCCCUGAGUCCAAAGGUGGUUGCAGAAGAUGAAGUAAAUCGAAUGCUGACACCCUCGGAGUUUCUGAAGGAAAUGUCCCUUACCACAGAGCAGAGACUGGCCAACACCCGUGUGAUGUGCCGACCGCAGAUCAUUGAACUUUUAGAUAUGAGGGAAACAACACAUCAAAAGUUUCCAGGAAUUGACCUGGAUCAGGCAUUAUUCCAGCCCUUUCCAUCAGAAAUCAUAUUUCAGAACUACACUCCCUGUGAAGUCUAUGAGGUUCCACUGGUUUUGAGGAACAAUGACACAAUUCCAAGGAUGGUGAAAGUUGUUGAGGAAAGUUCACCUUACUUUAAAGUAAUCAGCCCCAAAGGUAUCAGCCACAAAGUCGCUCCAGGAGUGCCAUCCGUGUUCCGAAUCCUCUUUACUCCAGAGGAAAACAAGGAUUAUGCCCAUGUGUUGACUUGUGUUACUGAAAGAGAAAAGUUUAUUGUGCCCAUCAAAGCUAGAGGCGCACGAGCCAUCAUAGACUUUCCAGACAAGCUGAGUUUCCCCACUUGCCCUGUCAAGUACAGCACUCAGAAGACCCUGCUGGUACGAAACAUUGGCAACAAAGGUUCUGUGUUUCACAUCAAAACUCAUAGGCCCUUCUCUGUAGAGCCAUCUGUUGGAACUCUUAAUGUAGGAGAGUCCAUGCAACUGGAAGUGGAUUUUGAACCACAGACUGUGGGCAAUCACAGUGAAAGACUUAUUGUGCAUUACGACACAGGUGAAAAAGUGUUUAUAUCUCUGUAUGGAGCUGCUGUAGACAUGAACAUAAGGUUGGACAAGAAUUCCUUGAUCCUUGAGAAAACUUACAUAUCUCUGGCCAAUCAGCGAACUGUAACUAUUCACAACCACAGUAACAUCAUUGCCCAUUUCCAGUGGAAGAUAUUUGCUACCCAGGAAGAGGAAGACCAAGAAAAGUACAGGAUAUGUGAUGAUCUUAGCAAAAAGGAAAAGAGUGAGACUGAUGAGUUUCUUGAGGAGUGCAUUAUUGAUCCUUCUCUCCGACAGCGUCUUUCCAUUCUCUCCCGCACUUUUGAGAAUCAGAGAAAGCUGGUUCAGGCAGACAGCGUGCUCUUCUUGAAUACCAUUUUCACUGUUGAGCCUCUGGAAGGCGAUGUCUGGCCCAAUUCAUCAGCUGAAAUCACUGUGUACUUUAAUCCCCGGGAAGCCAAGCUCUACCAGCAGACCGUCUACUGUGACAUUUCAGGUCGAGAGAUCCGUCUGCCCCUCCGAAUCAAAGGGGAAGGAAUAGGACCAAAGAUUCAUUUCAACUUUGAGUUGCUGGAUAUUGGAAAAGUUUUUGUUGGAUCUGUACAUUGUUAUGAGGCAGUGCUAUCCAACAAAGGCAGCAUUGAUGCCCUCUUCAAUGUGAUCCCUCCAGUUUCACCUCUGGGGGCCUGCUUUGUUUUCAGUCCCAAGGAAGGCAUCAUCGAACCAAGCGGAGUCCAGGCUGUCCAGAUCUCCUUUAGUUCUGCCAUCCUAGGGCAUUUUGAAGAAGAGUUCCUGGUCAAUGUGAAUGGGUCACCUGAGCCUGUGAAACUGACCAUUAGAGGCUGUGUCAUUGGACCUACCUUCCAUUUUAAUGUUCCUGCUCUGCGUUUUGGUGAUGUUUCCUUUGGGUUUCCUCAUACCUUGAUAUGUUCCCUCAAUAAUACCUCCUUGGUCCCCAUGACCUUCAAACUGCGUGUCCCUGGGGAUGGCGUUGGCCAGCAAAGCAUUUCAAGUUCUGAGCAGUAUUCAGACAACAAAAAACCAUUUUGGAACAAGGAUGAAUUGCCUGUAAUAAGACCAAAAGAAUUCACCAUAACCCCCAGCUGCGGCACCAUUCGCUCCCAAGGAUUUGCUGCUAUCAGGGUGACGUUAUGCUCCAACACUGUGCAGAAAUAUGAGCUGGCCCUGGUGGUAGAUGUGGAGGGCAUCGGGGAGGAAGUGCUGGCACUCCUAAUCACAGCAAGGUGUAUUGUACCUACCCUCCAUGUGGUUAAUACAGAGGUGGACUUUGGGCGUUGCUUCCUGAAGUAUCCAUAUAAGAAAACGAUCCAGCUUGUCAAUGAUGAUGACCUCCCAGGAUGCUUUCGGGUCCUGCCUCAGGUAUAUCAGGAUGUCCCCACUGUGCUGCUCUCUAGUCCCACGCCCUGUGGCAUCAUCGCUCCACACAGCACAGUUCACAUACCUCUGACCCUGGAGACCCAAGUCCCUGGGGAAUACAGGUCCACAGUUUACAUCUCAACCUUUGGGAGCCAGGAUCCCCCGAUGGUAUGUCACUUAAAGAGCAUCGGAGAAGGCCCAGUUAUCUAUGUACAUCCCAGUCAAGUUGAUUUUGGCAAUAUCUACGUCCUGAAGGACUCGCUCAGGGUUCUCAACUUGUCUAACCAGUCCUUCAUCCCCGCAUUAUUCAAGGCAUACAUGGCACACAAAAAGUCCCUUUGGACCAUUGAGCCCAGUGAAGGCAUGGUUCCCCCAGAAAGUGAUGUCAAACUGACACUGACCGCCAACCUGAACGACAUACUGACAUUCAAAGACACAGUCGUUUUGGACAUUGAAAAUAGCAACACCUACCGAAUUCCUGUCCAGGCUUCAGGAGUUGGCUCCACCAUUGUUUCAGAUAAGCCCUUUGCACCAGAACUCAAUUUGGGAGCACACUUUAGCCUGGACACCUAUUACUACCACUUCAAGUUGACCAACAAGGGACGUCGGGCCCAACAGUUAUUCUGGAUGAAUGAAGAUUUCUGUCCCCAAGAAAAGUUGAACAAGAAGAAACUGGCCAAGAAGGAUCGUGCAAAGAGCCAGCCCCAGGUUCAGUGCUGCCAGGCACCCAGGGAGCCUCACAGCCCUGUAUUUCAGCUCCACCCCGUCAGGAUGGAGCUGUCCCCAGGCCAGACGAUCGAUGUGAUACUCGAAGGCUAUUCUACCACUCCCAGGGUAGUCAAAGAAAAGCUGGUGUGCCACACCAUCAUUGGGACGCAAAAGGGGAAGAGCCUGGUGAUGACUGUGAACAUCAUCUGUGAGUUUGUGGCGCCAUUCAUCCAGCUCUCCACCAAGCAGCUCAUAUACCGACUGGAGAAGAAACCUAACACUAUCCUAGAACCUGAAUACCAGCCCUUGGCCGUAAAGAACAUUUCCACGCUGCCUGUGAACGUGUUGCUCUCAACAGGUGGACCCUUUUUUAUCUGCGAGACUGAUAAAUCCCCACUGCCCUCAACUCCUGAGCCUGUUAAACUGGAGGUCGGUGAAGUAAAAGACCUGUUGGUCAGAUUUGACCCUUCCUACAAAAAUGAUCUGAACAACUGGGUGGCCGAAGAAGUUUUAGCCAUCAAGUAUGUGGAGCACCCUCAAGUGGACACCCUGCACCUGCGUGGAGAAGUGAAUUACCCCAACCUCACCUUUGAGACCAUGGAGCUGGAUUUUGGCUGUAUCCUGAAUGACACCGAGGUGAUCCGCUACGUCAUGAUCACCAACUGCAGCCCCCUGGUUGUGAAGUUUCGCUGGUUCUUCCUGGUGGACGAUGAGGAAAAUCAGAUAAGGUUUGCGACAAAGAAGCCCGACAGUGCCCCCUUGUCCCAAGAGGAGUCCACCCCAGUGACCUUGGCAUCUGUCAGCUCGGCUGCAGUCCCAGCAAUAGAGUCCCCUGAGAUUGACCUAAGUGAUUUUGUUAAGACUAUUAUUGUGGAUGAAGAAGUUGGAUCUGAAGAAAGAGAAAACAAAAAAGCACAAGUGCCUGCCCUGGCCACCUCAGACGGAUUGAAAAUGAACUCUGCUGAAACAGAAAGAAUAGAUGUGAACCAGAGCCACAGGGAGUUUCAGGAAUCCCCAUGGAGCUUUGAACGGGAUGAAAUGUUGUCCAUUGGGGUAGAAGAAGUGUUUGAUAUUUUGCCCCUCUAUGGAGUGCUGCGGCCACACAGUAGCCACCAGAUAUCAUUCACCUUCUAUGGACACUGUGACAUCAUUGCACAGGCUAAGGCUCUGUGCGAAGUGGAAGGAGGACCCACCUAUGAGAUCAUACUAAGGGGAGAGGCCUCCCUGGUCAACUAUUCCUUUGACACCAAGGAUAUUAACUAUGGAUUACAGCUGUUCGACCAUGUCACAGAGAAUGAAAUCACACUCAAGAACACUGGGAAAGUUGGCUUUGAGUUCAGGGUUCUGACUGACCCCCAGUCUUCCCCAGACAGCCUUCUACCAGGAGUGCCACUCAUCCAGCCUCUCUCAGGUUUUAUCAGUUCCCAUAAAGAGCAAGUGUUGAAGGUUUAUUACUUACCUGGAGUGCCUGAGAUCUUUCAAAGAAGUUUCCAGAUACAGAUUGCCCACCUGGACCCAGAAAAUAUUACUCUGAGUGGAGAGGGAAUCUUUCCCCGAAUCUCCCUCGAUCUCCCCAGGAACCUCAAAGGAAGUGAAAAGUAUGAGAUCUUCUUAAAUCAGGCCAGAAAAAACCUAGAGAAAGAGUGCAAUAAACGUGAAACGCUUGAUCACUUAGAGACACCAGAGGAGAAUGUGCCUGAUGAUGAACCUUCUGAGGUAAGAUUAAAUCCUCACCUCCAGAUGGAAGUAGAGCGACUUAUAGUCCAAGACUAUGCCAUAGAACAUCAGAAAUCAAUUGUCCCUGGUUCCACGGAUGACUUCUACCAUCGGAGUCGCCGUAAACCAAUCAAAGUCCAGCUACCAGAAUAUGUCCUGGACUUUGGCUACAUCAUCCUUGGUGACGUCCAAACCCACAUCAUCAAGAUCACCAACACCAGUCACUUUCCAGUGUCCUUCCAUGCAGAGAAGCGUGUCCUUCAUGACACAGGCUUCAGUAUUGAGCUAGAUCGUGUGAAGAAUCUGCCUUACUGUGAAACGGAAACAUUUGAAGUGAGAUUCGACACACAAGGGGGCAAUGUUUCUGUUGGCAACAAAGAGGUCAUUCUGCCCAUCAAGGUGGUUGGAGGGCCACCAGUUCAUAUCUGUCUCCAAGCCAAGGUGACCAUUCCCAGUAUGACACUGUCUUGUGGAAAAGUGGAGUUUGCCACAAUUCAGUGUGGACAGUGCCUUGUGGAAACUAUUCAGCUUUCCAAUCAUCUCCAAGUCCCUUGUGAAUGGUUUGUCCAGAGCCAUAAGCAAGUUGUUAGUAAGCUGGAGAAACACAUGCCAAAAUACUUAAGACGCAAACUAUGCGCUGAAUUAAAGCCAAAGACACGGAUCUUUGAGAUUCAGCCCACUUGUGGGGUCCUGGAUCCUGGUGAGAGGUCCAACGUGCAAGUGAAAUUCAUGCCCAAAGAGGAGAAAUUCUACAGCCAAACCUUGGUGUUCCAGAUUGCCCAGAGCGCUCAAAAGCUUACUCUGCUGGCGGAAGGGCAAGGUCUAGAACCACGCUUGGAAUUUAGUCCCUCGGUUCUAGAGCUGGGGCCCCUGCUGCCCUACGCAGCUGGAGAUGAGGCCGAGGUGGUGGUGAAGAAUCCCUGCAGCUUUCCCAUUGAGUUUUACUCCUUAGAAUUUGACCAGCAAUAUCUUGUAGAAGAGAAGAUCUUGCGAACACUGAAGGGCUAUGAUUCCUACAACUCUCUGCUGCUGCCUCCUCGCCUUCCGGGGGAGAAGCUGCCCCCAGAGGUGUUUGAGUACUUCAGGGAGAUAAAGCGGUCCAAAGAGGAGCAGAUGAAGGUGAAAUAUCUGGAGAGUCUGGCGCAGGAGAACGAAGAGGACGACGGUCCAUUGUCAGAGCAGGGCACUUCAGCAAGCACAAAGAGGACCUCGCUUAGCCGAGGGAUCUCUGUCACAUCCAACCUGGAAGAGCGGCACGUCCCAGUGGUUGAAUCCAAGACCUACCCGGAGGAAGAGGAGGAUGAGGAAAGCCUGGAAAAAAUCAUGUUUCAAACUGACAAGAUUCAGAGUAUUGACAGCCACUCUGCAGAAGAGGUUGGAGAAGUAGAGAACAACCCAGUGAGCAAGGCCAUCGCUCGCUACCUGGGCAUUGACAUUUCUGCAGAAGGCCGCAUGGCCAAGAACCAGAAAGGCAUCGCCAUCAUCAUCCAUGGGACGCCCUUGUCAGGAAAGUCAGCCACCGCAGUCAGCAUGGCCAGGUACUACAGCGCUGCCUGCCUGAACCUUGACUCUGUCAUGCUGGAAGCCAUCUCUGACAGCAACAAUAUCGCGGGCAUCCGAGCCCGGGAGCUCUGCAUUCGGGCUGCCAUAGAACAGUCCAUGAAGGAGGAGGAGUCUGCCCAGGAGGCUGCUGCUAUGAAUCAAAAUGCCGUGGGACAAUUGCGCCUGAGCAGUGAGACCCUGGGCAAGUUAACUUCGGAAUGCACUCUGGUAACUCCCGAAGUUAAACCUACCAAGCCUGUGCGUGGAAGUGUGCUGAUCACCAAGGGCAAGGCAGACAGCCACGGCUCUGGGUCUCAGAAGCAGCAUCACCAGCACUCAUCUGAAACACCCCAGGUUUCCUCCAGCCCUCUCCCCUCGGGGCCCACACAGCGUCGACUCAGCGUCAGCACCAGCGUUGGAGGUGACACCGGGCUCGUGAGCUGCGUGCUCCCCGAGGAGCUAUUCACUCAGAUCGUGGCCGACCGAAUUCAGCUGAGUGACUGCUACCGAGGAGUGGUGUUUGACAGCCUGGAGACACUCUUUGCUCGGAACGCAGCUACCGCUCUCCUCUGCCUGCUGACGGCCAUCGGCAAUCGGGAGCACAUCUAUGUCAUCAACAUGGCCCAGGAUUAUGCAGCCAUGAAGGCCCAGGAGAAAGCCAAAAAUGAGCAAGAAGAGCACAAGCGCAGGGAAGCACAGAAGAGAGAGAAGGAGCGUCUCCAAAACAUGGAUGAGGAAGAGUAUGAUGCCUUGACAGAGGAGGAGAAGAUAACGUUCAAUCGAGAGGUUCAGCAAGCCCUGCGGGAGAGGAAGAGGAGGUCACUGGAGAGACUGGCAAAGGAGAUGCAGGAAAGGAAGCUACAGCAGGAACUUGAGCGACAGAGGGAGGAAGAUGAGCUAAAACGGAAGAAUAAAAAGCCAAAGCAGGGGCCCGUGAAGGAGGAGCCGUCCACGAAGAAAGCUCAGACACCAAGCCGGCAGGAGCAAGAGGAGAGCGAGGGGGCCCUCCCGAAGGACACUGACAAGAGCCUGGCGCAGAGGUUCAAGGCCUUCGAGCUCACCCUGAAGGCCGUCCAGAGCGUCCUCGCGCACUGGGACCGGAAGCAGGGCGUUCUGCUGCAGCGCGCCGGCGCUGAGGACGCGGGCCACGAGGAAGGCGCCGACCAGCGCCAGGUUCCCUCCGCUGGACGCCGAGGCCGCAAGGAGCGCGAGCGGGAGCGCGCCGAGAGGGAGCGCCUGGAGCGGGAGAGGGCGGAGAGGGAGCGGCUGGAGAAGCUCCGCGCCCAGGAGGAGCGCAGCGACGGCGGCGAGGGCCAGGAGGAGGACCGCGAGGGGAAGAAGGAUCUGGGCGUGCCGUUCGUAAGCAUCCAGACGCCUGACCCCGAAGGCUCGAGCUGGAAGCAGGCCCUGGAACACGAGAGGCUUCCUAAAGGGGAGCAGAUCCUAGACAUCUUGGGCCUGGGUUCUUCUGGACCACCUAUCCCACCACCUGCUUUGUUCUCAAUCAUCUCCUAUCCUGUGAAGCGACAGCCUUUGACCAUGACAGAAAUCCUGAAGCAUUUUGUGUUUGUAACUCCACCCUCUGAAGAGCUCUCCCUGAUGGAGGAGAAAAGAGAAGUGGAGGCAGAAACAGAGCUUUCAGCCACUCCGGGCUCCUCAAAGACCCAGGAGGAGCAAACCACCUCAUCUAAAGGGAGCAAACAGAAAACGAAAGAAAAAGAGAAAGACAAAACAGAUCAGCUGCGUGAGACUCAGAAGGAGAAACGUCGAAUGGCCUUCAACAGGAAGGGCCUUUCUGCAGGAACUUCCGGAACUGUUGCUCCACUAUCGUACAUAGAGCAAAACAACUUAUCUGGGCAGCAUUCCCAGGAGAAAUUCACCAGGCUCAAUCAUUUCCGGUGGAUUGUGCCUGCCAACGGUGAGGUGACAUUGCGCGUGCACUUCUCUUCGAACGAUCUUGGGAUCUUUGACCAAACAUUUAACUUUGAGAUCCUUGGAACUCACCGCCAGUACCAGCUUUACUGCCGAGGUGUCUGCACUUACCCAUACAUUUGCCAGGACCCAAAGGUGGUAUUCCCUCAGCAGAAGAUGGACAUGAAGGCAAAUGAGAUCAUCUUUAAGAAGUAUAUUGUGAGCUUGGAGAGGUUUCACUUCGGACCGCUGCUUUGUGGGAAAUCAAGAGACAAGUACAAGUCCUCUUUGUUCCCAGGCAACAUGGAGACACUGACAAUCCUGAACAGCUCCCCAAUGGUCGUGGAGGCGUUCUUCUGUUUUCAGAAUGACAUCAAAGCAAACACCUACUUCCUGGAGCCCAUCAACAUGAUUCUGAAACCCAAUGAGAAGCAGCUGCUGAAUGUAUGGGCCUACCCUACUGCAGUCGGUGUCUUUGAAGAUAGCAUCGUCUGCUGCAUCAAGGAGAACCCCGAGCCUGCUGUCUUCAAGUUAAGCUGCCAGGGUGUCCGCCCAGAACUGGAGCUGGAUCCCAGGCAAUUGCAUUUUGACCGGCUCUUGCUGCACAGAAAAGACUCCAAGGCAGUUCUUCUCCGCAACAUCACACUCCUGCCCCUGGCCUGGAGGAUCACCAGCCUGGAGCACCUGGGUGAAGACUUCACCGUGUCCGCCAUGCAGGGGACCAUAGCCCCCAAGUCUGAGUAUAGCCUUCAGGUGCACUUCCUGCCCUCCAAACCUGUCAUUGUCAAGAAGGCAAUCCGGUUGGAGGUUUUAGACGCAGACAACCUCAUUGGUGUCGUUCAGAUUGAAAACAUCCUGAUCUUUGCCGAGUCCUAUGACGUUGCCUUAGACAUCACCUUCCCCAAAGGAGCUGAAGGAGGCCUUGAUCUGGGGAUUGUGAAGGUCAUGGACGAGGUGAAGCAGCCCCUGCAGCUGAAGAACCGUGGGAAAUAUGAGAUCAUGUUCAGCUUUUCUGUGGAAUCUGUAGGGAUUUCAGCAACCAAUAUAAGUUCCAUGAUCACAGUGCAACCCAAGAAGGGCUCACUGACCAUGACAGAAAAGCCCACAAAUGUCCAGGUGAUCUUCCACGCAAAGAAGGAAGUGAAAAUCGAGAACCAGCCAGUUCUGCGCUGUCAGAUUAUUGAGCCUAAUAUCUCAGAAGGAGGUGAAAUGAUUGCCAGCAUCCCGAUUAAGUUUUCUGUGACUGCGGUGUUCUCCAAAUACAAUAUCAGCCCCUCCUCCAUCAUCAACUUCGGGGCUUUGAUCUAUGGCACUCGUAAAAGCGCCUUCUUCACCAUAGAAAAUCUAGGUGUGAUUGACUUCAAAUAUGCUCUGUAUAGAACGACAGGGGAGAGCCCCCUUCAUCAGAAGAAAGUAGCCACCCAUGUUAGACAUGCAAGAUCCCGAGAAAGCGAGAACUUCUACAAGACUGGACCUUCCAAAACAACCAAGUUCUCUGACUCUGUUCAGAAAGACGUGAACGUCACAAGCCAGGCUCGUUUCACCCACGGCAUGUUCACCGUGUACCCUGGGUUUGGUACCAUCCCUUCUGGAGGGACACAGGUCAUCACUGUUGACUGCGUGGCUGACCCCGUGGGAAGAUGUGAAGAGUUCAUAGCAAUUGAUAUCUCUGACCGAGAUCCAAGAGACCAGCCGGCUGGCAUCCCAUACAGCCUGUUGGCUGAAGCCUGUCAGCCAGCCUUUGUGACUGACAACAACAGCUUGAUAUUUGAGGAGCACCAGCUCUGUAGCAGCGCCAACCUGAACAGCAUCCUGCAGACCAUAGAGAGCGGGGGCUUGUAUGUGGAGGAUGAGAACAAGUUCAUCUUCUGCAAUGUCCUGGUGGGCCAUCAGGCCAAGGCUCGGUUCAAGAUUUGCAAUGUGGGAAAGAUCUCCUGUGACGUGAACAUCGUGGUUAAGCCCAUCUCCAACAAGGUCUAUGCCCGCAUCACGGACAUCUUUGAAGUGGAACCCAACAAGAUGUUUGUUGCAAGCCGCUCACACGCCUUUGCCACAGUGUUCUUCACCCCACAGACCAUGCAGACCUACCAGUGCAUCUUUGAGGCCACCUUGGACGGCUUGCCCAGCAACCUGACCAAGAACCGAAGCCUUGUGUUUGAUAUCGUUGGAGAGGGGACCCUCCCUCGGGUGACCAUUGUGCGGCCAGUUCUCUACAACCAGUAUAGAAACCCCUUACUUCUCUUUAAGAGGCUUCUGCUUGGUCAUUCGGAGACACUGCCUCUUAUCCUCAAGAACAGCGGUGCCAUCCCCGCCAAGCUGGAUGUUGACCUGCAGGACCAACUAGGAGUCUUCUCCCUGAAAGGGAAGCCUUCUACCUCCUACAUCUACAUCACAGAGGAAAACAAACCACAAGCAAAAGCAAAGAAAGCUCACACGGCUUCCCUGGUUGUUCCUCCUGGAGAAAUAGCUGGAUUUGAUGUUGUUUUCCACCCCAAGAAAGUCGGGAGAAUGGCAGGCAUCCUUCACUUGUCAGUGAUCAACAACCAGUACGAGGAUACAGUCAUCCACAUGGUGGGAGAGGGCUAUGAGGAUGACAUCACCUUGGACAACAUCCAUGGGCUGGUGGCUACCUCCAGCCCUGAGUCCUCAGAUGUCUCUGAGGUCAUUGAGGAAAGCACCAUGGAAGACUUGGUGUCAGCUGCUCUAGUGAAUCACAUCCAGUUUGGGGACUGCCACAUUGGAACCAGCUAUAAUGUGAGCUUCACCAUCACUAAUCACAGCCAAGCAAAUGUGAUACGGUUUGAAUGGCCGCUUUUGGCUACUGUUUCUUUCUCCCCACAGAUGGGCCACCUCCACCCUGGCUGUGCCAAGGACAUAGUGGUGACCAUGAAGUCAGACGUGCCCAUCAACCUGAAGAAGAUGGGGGUCAAGUGCAAGAUCUCCAAGAUCAUGUUUGCGCUCCCUGCAGACCAAGUGCCUGACUGGGAUGACCGCAUGCGGACGGUCAAGUGGAUGGACGUGCCCAGAAACACUCCCGGGACUUUCACUACAAAACGAAAAGUGAUAGAGACUGAUCCCGAGCCGGCUUACUCAGUCCUAGAAGAAAACUAUCGAGAACUGCAGCUGCAAAUCAGUGCCCACGUGAAUUUCGCCUCAUACAAGUGCCAGACUACCGAUGUGCACUUUAAGGAAACACUGGUUUACCAGACUCGAGUGUUUGAGUUUGAACUGAUUAAUUCAGGAAAUGUGCAACUGGAAUUCAACUGGAUCUCAGAAGAGACAGCAAAAGCUGUCAGCUUUGCCAUGCCAGACAACCAAGGUUUCUCCCAAAGAGACCAGCUUAGCCAGGGCACACCGCACACGGCCAGCACAGUGGACAGUGCUGUGGACCACUGGAACGAAACUUCCCUGCCGCCCUUCUGUGUGGAGCCCAUCUCGGGCACCGUGCUAGUGGGGAAGACUCAGAAGCUCAAAGUGAAAUUCUCUCCAUUGGAAGUUGGAGACUUCGAGAGCAAUCUUUUCUGCCAGAUUCCUAACCUGCCACCGGGAGAGCAUGGCCCAGUCCUGUCAGCCAAAGGGCGGAGCUCCCUGCCCAUCUGCCAUUUUGACCUGAAAGACUCAGACUACAUCGUCGGUCAUCGGCGCAACCCAGACCUCCGAGGGCCUAGUGGUGGGGCUCUGGAUCCAAACACCCGGGUGAUUGAGUUCACCAGCGUGGGCAUAGGAGGGAAGAAUCUCCGGACCUUUACAAUCCUAAACCCGACCUGUAGUGCCUACUCCUUCUCCUGGCUCUCUGAAGAAAUUGAAAGUCUCCAGAACCCUCCAGCCUUCACGUGCCUUACAGAAAAGGGCCUCAUCCUCCCUGAAAAGAAAGCUGAGGUUAUCUUCCAGUUCACACCUUCCCAUCUGGACAUCUCGGAGGCAUUCUGGACUUUCUUAAUCCCUGAACACAAUAUCACAGUCCCUUUCCUGCUGGUAGGCAAAGCCACUGACCCUCUCAUCAAUUUUGACAAGUCACAUAUCAACUUCAGUUGUCUCCUCAUUGGCAGAGAAGCCAGGGAGACUGUGAAGAUCAUCAACAAGGAGGAGCAGGAGUUCCAUUUUGCCUUCCAGGACACCUCCCGGUAUUCUGAAGGUUUCAGCAACAGCCUGGCUAUAUGUCCCAUGGAAGGCUGGGUCCCCCCACUGUCCAGGUUCCCAGUUGACAUUUUCUUCACACCAAAGAAAGAAGGAGAUGUGAACUUUAAUUUGAUCUGCAGUGUGAAAAAGAAAGCCCACCCUCUGACCUUAAAUGUCAAGGCUGAGGGCUACUCCGUGAACAUGGAGGUCAAAUGCAAGGACAGGAACGGCUCCAUCACUCUCCUGACCCCCAACCAGACCACCACUGUCAACUUCUGUGAGGUGGAACUGAAUGAGUGUGUCCAGUGUGAAUUCAGCUUUAUCAACACUGGAAAGUUCAACUUCAGCUUCCAGGCAGAGCUGUCCGGCCCCAGAUCCCUGCUACAGUACUUGGAGUUUUCACCCAGUGAUGGCAGUGUGGACGUGGGGCAGAGUGCACACGCCUCCCUGUCUUUCCAGCCAUUAAAGAAAUGUGUCUUGAAGGGUCUGGAACUCAAAAUCAAGAUCAGCCAUGGUCCAACAUUUAUGUGCACCAUCUCAGGCUGUGCUGUGAGCCCAGCUGUCCAUUUCUCCUUCACCAGCUACAACUUUGGCACCUGCUUCAUCUACCAAGCUGGCAUGCCCCCAUACAAGCAAACCCUGCUUGUCACCAACAAGGAAGAGACAGCUAUGAGCUUGGAUUGUUUGUACACCAACACCAGCCACCUCGAGGUGAACUUCCGAGUCGAUGUGAUAAAGCCAGGAAAGACACUGGAGAUCCCCAUCACCUUUUAUCCUCGAGAAACUAUCAGUUAUAGAGAACUCAUCCCCUUUGAAAUCAAUGGGCUCUCCCAGCAAGUAGUUGAAAUCAAAGGGAAAGGAACAGAAAUGAAGAUUUUAGUCCUAGAUCCAGCCAAUAAGAUUUUGAAGUUAGGAGCCAUCCUACCUGGACAGGUGGUGAAAAAAAUGGUUUCCAUCAUGAACAACAGCCAAGCCCAGCUCACAUUUAACCUGUCAGUCAUGUUCUCAGCGGAACUCCAGGAAACCAAGGUCAUCACCUUGUCACCAUUCCGCAACAUCACUAUGAAGCCCAAAGAGGUCCGGAAGCUGGAAGUCACCUUCGCCCCGCUAAAGCGUGUCCCUCCCUUCUCCGAGGAGGUGUUCAUGGAGUGCAUGGGGCUCCUGCGGCCCCUUUUCCUCAUCAGCGGCUGCUGCCAGGCCCUGGAGAUCUCCCUGGACCAGGAGCAUCUUCCCUUUGGACCAGUCGUGUGUCAGACACAAGCCACGCGUCGCAUCCUCAUGUUGAACACGGGUGACGUGGGUGCAAGGUUCAAAUGGGAUGCCAGGAAACUUGAGCCUCCAUUUACCAUCAGCCCAGAAGAGGGCUAUAUCACCGCAGGCAUGGAGGUUUCUUUCGAAGUGACUUACCAUCCUACUGAGGUGGGCAAGGAGAUUCUCCACAAAAACUUGCUCUGCUUCAUCCAGGGAGGCAGUCCUCUGAGCCUAACCCUGUCCGGAGUGUGCGUGGGACCACCUUCAGUAAAAGAGGUGGUGAAUUUUACCUGCCAGGUGCGCUCCAAGCAUACACAGACCAUCAUGCUUUCAAACCGCACCAACCAAACCUGGAAUCUGCACCCCAUCAUUGAGGGUGAGCACUGGGAGGGGCCAGAGUUCAUCACCCUGGAGCCUCAUCAGCAAAACAAGCCCUACGAGAUCACCUACCGGCCCCGCACCAUGAACGUGGAGAACCGCAAGCAUCAGGGCACCCUCUUCUUCCCGCUCCCAGAUGGGACUGGCUGGCUGUACCAGCUGCACGGGACGUCUGAGCUCCCUAAGGCUGUGGCCAAUAUCUACCGUGAAGUGCCAUGUAAAACACCCUACACUGAGCUCCUGCCAAUCACCAACUGGCUGAACAAGCCCCAGAGAUUCCGGGUCAUUGUGGAAAUAUUGAAACCAGAGAAGCCUGACCUGAGUGUCACCUUAAAGGGCCUUGAUUACAUUGAUGUGCUGUCCUCCUCCAAGAAAGAUUACAAGCUGAACUUCUUCUCCUACAAGGAGGGACUAUACACAGCAAAGGUGAUCUUCCGAAACGAGGUGACCAACGAGUUCUUAUACUACACGUUGAGUUUCAGGGUCAUCCCUUCAGGCGUCAUCAAAACCAUCGAGAUGGUGAGCCCCGUCCGGCAGAGCACCUCGGCCUCCAUCAAGCUGGAAAACCCCCUGCCCUACAUGGUGACCUUCUCCACGGAAUGCAGGAUGCCCGACAUCAGCCUGCCCUCCCAGUUUGUGGUGCCGGCCAACUCUGAGGGAACGUUCAUAUUUGAAUUCCAGCCCCUGAAAGCUGGAGAAGCCUUCGGGAAACUGACACUGCACAACAGCGACCUGGGUUACUACCCAUAUGAGCUCAAUUUGAAAGCCUUGCCAGCACUGCCUGAAAAGCCUGUCCACUUCCAGACUGUUCUUGGCAGCGGCCAGAGCAUCUUUGCCAAGUUCACCAAUUACACUCGGCAGAAGACAGAAUACUACUGCAGGACCGACUGUCCGGACUUCCACACUGAAAAGAUCAUCUACGCGGCGCCUGGGGCGCAGGGUGGCACGGAGGUCAGCGUGGAGGUGUACUUCGAGCCCAGCCACCUGGGCGAGAGCAAGGGCAGCCUGAGCCUGUCGUCGCUGGCGGGCGGCGAGUACACCAUCCCCCUCUUCGGGGUGGCUCUGCCCCCCAAGCCGCAAGGCCCCUUCCUGAUCCGAGCCGGUUACAGCAUCGUCAUCCCCUUCAAGAACGUCUUCUACCGCCCGGUCACCUUCUCCUUCAUUGUGGAGAACACCGCGUUCUCCAUCCGCGCCAUGGACUCUGUGAAGCCCAAGAAGGUCAACAACAUCACGGUCUACUUCGAAGGGAACCCAUCGGGCAGCAAAACACCCAUCACCAGCAAGCUGAUUGUAACCUGCCCGCCCGGCGAAGGCAGCGACACUGGAAUUAAGUGGAUUUAUUACCUGAAGGGGAUCACCCCGUAG
Molecule: messenger RNA, 15198 nt
Organism: Rangifer tarandus platyrhynchus (Svalbard reindeer)
Lineage: Eukaryota; Metazoa; Chordata; Mammalia; Artiodactyla; Cervidae
Source: the annotation of a GenBank genome assembly